GCAGGCAGCGCCAUGGCGGGGUACAGCGUGGAGGAGCGCGCCGCGCCUCAUAGCCUGCAGUACCGGCUCUUCUUCAAGGAUGCCGCCGGCCGUUACAUCUCUCCCUUCCAUGAUAUCCCUAUCUACGCGGAUGCCGGCAAGCACGUGUUCAACAUGGUCGUGGAAGUACCUCGAUGGACAAACGCUAAAAUGGAGAUUGCAACAAAGGAUCCCUUAAACCCCAUCAAGCAAGACGUGAAGAAAGGAAAGCUACGCUUCGUAGCCAACGUGUUUCCCCAUAAAGGUUAUAUCUGGAAUUAUGGUGCUAUCCCACAGACUUGGGAGGACCCAGGUCACAAAGAUGAGAACACUGGCUGCUGUGGAGAUAACGAUCCCAUUGAUGUGUGUGAGAUUGGAAGCAAGGUCUGCUCUCGAGGAGAAGUCAUCAAAGUGAAGGUGCUGGGCACCCUGGCACUGAUUGAUGAGGGGGAGACAGACUGGAAGGUAAUUGCUAUUAAUGUUGAAGACCCUGAAGCAGACAACUAUAAUGAUAUCAGUGAUGUCAGAAGGUUGAAGCCUGGAUACUUAGAAGCUACAGUGGACUGGUUCAGAAGGUACAAAGUACCUGAUGGAAAGCCAGAAAACCAGUUUGCUUUUAAUGGGGAGUUUAAAGACAAGGAUUUUGCCAUCAGCAUCAUCAAGAGCACUCAUGAGCACUGGAAAGCUUUAAUAGCGAAGAAGACUGACGGAGGGGAGAUCAACUGCACAAACCUGACGGUGUCUGACAGCCCUUUCUGCUGCAGUCAAGAGUGUGCAAAAGCUACUGUGGAUGCACUCGCACCACCCUGUAAAGCUGCCAACCCCAUCCCACCUGAAGUUGACAAGUGGUUCUACUACCAGAAGAACUAAGGCCUGCGGAUGGGUGGUGGGGAGACAGCUGCGUCCUACCCACCAAGGAGUCACCAGAACAUAGACCCGGAAGAAUAGCUUCAGUGUCAACCAGAAGACCUUGCCUGCAACAUUUGCCGAUGUAGAAUUCCUUGUAUAGCAGUGAUGUGUCUGCUGCAUCAAGGUCUGGUGGAGCCUAGAGGACCUAAUUUAUCAAGUGGAAGCACCCUGCCGGUGCGUGGCCGUGCGGCGCACUUUGUAAGCACGACGGAAGGUCGCUCGCCUGGUACGUGGCUGGAUGCUAGAAAUAAAAACU
Messenger RNA from Indicator indicator, 1183 nucleotides. RefSeq names its product inorganic pyrophosphatase 1 (gene PPA1). NCBI's taxonomy places the organism in Eukaryota, Metazoa, Chordata, Aves, Piciformes, Indicatoridae. The coding region runs from base 13 to 888 and encodes 291 amino acids. The record is from RefSeq and is a predicted model, not a curated record. The transcript has 12 exons. Gene Ontology annotation, molecular function: inorganic diphosphate phosphatase activity; magnesium ion binding. Gene Ontology annotation, biological process: phosphate-containing compound metabolic process. Gene Ontology annotation, cellular component: extracellular exosome; cytoplasm.